Messenger RNA from Eimeria tenella, 2706 nucleotides. RefSeq lists its product as uncharacterized. The annotation marks the transcript as partial. Lineage: Eukaryota; Apicomplexa; Conoidasida; Eucoccidiorida; Eimeriidae. The transcript is spliced from 2 exons. The record is from RefSeq and is a predicted model, not a curated record.
GUAAAGCGGGAGCUGGACUCACUGAUGCGGGAGAUGAGCAGCAAAAGGAGACAAGAGAACAGCAGCUGUGUCUCUUCUGCUGCUGAAGAAGCAAGUUAUUGGCGGGGACUUAGCCAGCAGCAGCAGCAGCAGCAGCAGCAGCAGGCGCAGAUGCAGCAGCUGCUGCUGAUGCCAGCUGAGCAGCAGGCCUUGAACGAUCAGCACCAGCAGCAGCAGCAACAGCAGCAGCAGCAAGAAGAGCAUAGUGUGUGGCAGCCCGACGCCUUUCUGCAGCAGCAACAGCAGCUUCAGCAGCAGCAGCAACAACUGCAGCAGCAGCAGCAACAACUGCACCACCAGCAGCAGCAGCUCCAGCAGCACCACCAACUGCAGCAGCAGCAGCAACUGCAGCAGCAGCAACACAUGUUUCCCCAUUUGCAGCAGCAGUACAGGAGCUCGGGGUGUACCUACACUGAUGUGCCUGCACUGCCAGGAACAGCAACUGCAGCAGCAACAAGAACAGCAGCAGCAGCAGAAGCCGCAGCAGAAAAAGGACAACCAGCGCCAGCAGCAGCAGAAGCAUCAGGAGAAGCAGCAGCAGCAGCAGCAGCAGCAGCAGAAGCCACUAACGGCCUCGCCUAUGACAAGGCCCACCAAUAUAUGGCGGGCCCUCAUCAAGAGCCCUUCAGCUGCGCACCCACAGCAGCAACAGCAGCAGCAGCAGCAGCAGCAGCAACAGCAGAAGCAGCAACAACAGAAGCAGCAGCAGCUGCUGCCGCAACAAAAGCAGCAAGGACAGCAGCAGAUGAAGACUUUGGCGAGCAGCGGCUGCUGCUCCCAGGUGUCGCAUCAGUACUGCACCCCCUGCAGCAGCAGCAACAGCAACAGCAGCAGCAGCAGCAGCAGCAGCAGCAGCAGCAGCAAGACAGUGCCGAGACUGGUCGCAGCGUCGACAGCAGCAACAUGGAGUCCCUAGUGCAGAGGCUGCUAGACUGCACUCAAGAACCGCAACAGCAACAGCAGCAGCAGCAGCAGCAACAGCGCCCAUGCGCUGCAGAAGAGAUGGCAGCAACAGCAGCUGCAGCAGCAGCAGUCACUCCAGGUGCAGCCGCACCAUAUCAAGCUGCGAGACAUUCCCAAGUGUCUCAGCAGCAACAGCAGCAGCAGCAGCCGCAGCAGCAGCAGCAGCAAGAGAAGAGUGCAAAUCUGCUGCUGCAGUUGUGGGAGCAGAUGCAGCCAAAGGACUCUUUGCCCACAGCUGCAGAGACGCAGCAGCUGCUGCUUCACCUGAAGCAGCUGUUUGUUGAUUUCAGCAGCAAACGGCGGCGGCGGCAGCAGCAGCAGCAACAGCAACUGCAGCAGCAGCAACAGCAACUGCAGCAGCAGCAACAUCUGGAGGAGCAACAGCAGCAGCAGCUGCAGCAGCAACAACAGCUGCAGCAGCAACAGCAGCAGGAACUGCAGCAACAGCACCAGCAACAACAGCAGCAAUUGCAGCAGCAGCAGCAGCUGCAGCAGCAGCAGCAGCAGCACCAACUGGAGCAGCACCAGCAGCAGCCGCACGAGCAGCUCCAUCAAUUACACCAGCAGCCGCUGCAGCAGCAGCAGCAGCACCAGGAACGGCUGCAGCAGCAAAGCUUAUCAUAUCCGUCCGAAGCCCGCCACUUGGGCAACGGCGCCAAGCAGCAGCAGCAGCGGCAGCAGCAGCAGCACGAAAACCAGCUGCAACAGGAACUGCAGCAAGCGCCGUCUAGAAGUGUAAAUUUCAUUGUGCAGCAGCAGCAGCAGCAACACCGAGAGCAGCAGCUGCUGCAGCAGAGCCAGCAUGCUUCUCGUGCACAGCGAGCGCAGCAAGCUGAACUGCAGCAGCAGCAGCUUCAGCAGCAAGAGCUGCAGCUCCUACAGCAGCAGGUCCAGCAGCCGCAGCAGCAGCAGCAGCACCGGCAGCAGCAGCAAUAUUCUCUGCAGGCGUUACAGCAGGAGGCCCUCAGCCAUUCUGCUGCUGCUGCACCCAAAGAGCAGCUCCAGCUGUGCAAGCAGGCUGAGCAGCACCAGCACCUGCUGCUGCAGCAGCAGCAGCAGGACCAGCAGCAACAGCUGCAGCAGCAGCUGUUGCAGCAGCAGCAGCAAGUGUCUGCAGGCACUUGGAGCAGCAGCCAGCAGCAACAACAGCAACAGCACUACUGGGGUCCUGCAGCGCCGCAGCUGUCUGCCGCUGGGGCCCCGCUGCCGCAACCCUGCAGCAGCAGCUGCAGCAGCAGCUACAGCAGCAGCUGCAGCAGCAGUUACAGAUGCAGCGCAAGCAGCAGCUGCAGCAGCAGCAGUUACAGCAGCAGCAGUAGUUACAGCAGCAGCUCCUGUCCAGCCAGCAGCUGCAGCAGCAGCAGUGGCAGCAGCAGCGGCAGUUACAGCGGCAGCAGCUGCCCAAGCACCAUCUGCAGCAGCAGCAGCAGCAGCAGCAGCGGCUGGCCGUUCCCGGCCCCGCCUCCGUACCCAUUUGCUGCAGCAGCACUCAAAAGCCGCACAGGGGGGCCCCCGGGGGGCCCCCUGAGGGGCCCCCUUGAGGGCCCCCCUAGGGAUAGGCUUGGGGGCCCCCCUAGGGGGCCCCCUGGGGGCCUUCUUGGGGGCCCCCUAGUAACCCCUGCGGGGGGGCCCCCCUUGGGGCCCCCCGGGGGCCUCAUUCGCGAGGGCUCAGUUGCAGCAGCAGCAGCAGCAGCAGCAGCCUAA